Solanum lycopersicum (tomato) is the source of this 652-nucleotide messenger RNA. Lineage: Eukaryota; Viridiplantae; Streptophyta; Magnoliopsida; Solanales; Solanaceae. The record is from RefSeq and is a predicted model, not a curated record.
UGGUUAAUUGCUUAGGUUGCUACCAGCUUGAAGUUGUACCUGGGGGUGAGUUCCGUGUGGCCUAUGAAGAAGCAAUGAAGUAUGGGGGAAAGGUGAUACUUGGUGACUGUCCUGUGCAAAUAACAUUGGGAAGAACAUGGGCAAAAAUGCAGCUUUGGCACAAAACAAAAUUCUUGUCCUCCUUGUUAUUCCAAGCAUUAUUUUUACCGAACACGGAAGACCUCAACAAGAUGUUGAAGGAAAUGGAUGAUGUCGAUAUGUUGACUCUUGCAAUUCAGGAAAUGAGCAAGCGCUUCCCCACUCUUUGGACUACUCUAGUUCAUGAGCGAGAUCUGUAAGUGCCUCUAACUUAAAUACAUCCCACUAAGCGUGUGACUAAAAUUCUCUUCUGGCCCUACCUCUCUUCCCCACUCCAUCUCCUUUUGUCUGUACGGUCAAAUUUGUUAUGCUGCCUGCCUUAGUUGUAUGCAAUACUUGGUUUCUUUAUCUGGCUUAUGUCUAAAACCAGACACUUGUCAUUAAGUCCUGAAGAGUGUUAUAUUAGAUUUAGAGAGCUUGUUGGAUGUAAGCCCUUCAAAAUAGAACUCAGAAAAUAAUCUGAUUAAUUAUUCAACAUAUUCGAAAAGUAUGUUGUGUCUAGCUAUUUGGCUUU